GGAAAAAGAUUUUUCACAUCCAGUUCUCCUUCUUAUUCGCAUACGUUUUGCCGCAGUUCGGUCUCAUGUUUUUGGCUCUGAGUUGUUUCGCUUUCGUAGUGCACCAAUAUUCUAGUGUUCCCUUCUCAGCACAACUGAAGGAGUCGAUCUACUUUGUGCUGAUCAUCAUGGUGUGGACGGAAACUCUGUGGUGUCUGAAUCUGGUAUACAAUCUGCUCGCUUCAGACAUCCUCUUCAUAUCCUACUGGUUCGCCAUCUCUUGCCUGCCCGGAUCAGUGGGAAUAUUCGCCACCUACCGCUGCUGGAGAAUUCCUUCAGACACCGACUCACAAAUUCACACAAAUCCGAAUCACAACUUAUCGCCAAACUGUGCCAAUGGCAACCCUCAAGUGAGUGCGUACUGUUCUCCAUUGCACCAUAGCCAGACGCUGCUUCGGCCUAAAGCGUCAUCGGCUAAUGGAACUCUUUCUUACGGGCUGAAUCACCUUCUCCAGUCGCCAAAUCAUAUGUACUCCCCAAUUCAUUUCUCGAGUACGUUCCGUCCUGUUAACUCGCAGCAAUUUAACCCAUUCUUGUGUCAAAGUAGCCCGAAUAAAAAUUUCGUCGCAACAAUGCCGAGUAAAAAACCGAAGCACAGAGGCGACGUUGAGAACAGAUGGCCGAAGACGUUGACUAGAGCAAAACCGACAAGUGUUAACAGCACGAGUCGUGAUUACGUAAUUAGGCACCCGACUUCAAACACGUUACCUCGUCGGUUCGGCUCGUGGGAUUGCACGCUUAACUCGGGUGGCGAAGUCGGAGUCUCUUUUCACCAGCAGAGGCGAAGUUGUCAGAGCGAAUAUUUUGCGACUAAUUCCGAACACAGUGAUGGUUCAAACUCAAACACGACUCACAAUGCUAUCACAACAAUUGAUCCACGGGUAAACUGCGAUCAGUCAGGGCAAAGUUCAUCGUCGCGAAAUAUCAAUAAGAACAAAAAUGGACUAGUUUAGUGACUCCGGUCAUUUUUCUUAAAAAGGAUCACAAUCAGCUCUAUAUGAGAAAGUAGCUCUGCAAAUCUGUGAGACACCAAUCAUUUAGAUACAUAUACAGGGGCGGAUACAGGAUUUUCUCG
Messenger RNA from Symsagittifera roscoffensis, 1114 nucleotides. RefSeq lists its product as uncharacterized. Bases 66 to 992 code for a protein of 308 amino acids. The transcript has 3 exons. NCBI's taxonomy places the organism in Eukaryota, Metazoa, Xenacoelomorpha, Acoela, Convolutidae. The record is from RefSeq and is a predicted model, not a curated record.